Messenger RNA from Neolamprologus brichardi, 3813 nucleotides. RefSeq lists its product as uncharacterized. Gene Ontology annotation, biological process: regulation of gene expression. Gene Ontology annotation, cellular component: nucleus. The record is from RefSeq and is a predicted model, not a curated record. NCBI's taxonomy places the organism in Eukaryota, Metazoa, Chordata, Actinopteri, Cichliformes, Cichlidae.
UCGUCGGACCAAGCUUUUUUCUUUCCCCCCAUUUUUGAGUCGCGUUGGUUUUAGUCAUUGUCAUAAAUAACAAGUGACGGUUUUAACGUGUCUGACGAAGAAAGGAGAAGUAGUGGAAAAGAAAGGACACCCCUCUAUAUUUAUAGCUAAUUUCUGAUUGUGUGCGAUCGAGUGCAGUGGAUGAACAGGAUGGAAGAUGAUAUUUCAGAAGGAAAAUCUACUAACUCUUCAGGUGCAACACUCUCGCUCACUGCCCUGCGCCUCCUGGUCCCACCACUUCGGUUGGUCUCCGCGGCCGUCUGGCAGACCAUCCAGCAAAAAGUCAUAGCUGAUUACGGGAUGCUUGAGGAGUUUGUGUCUAUGGUUACAGACAUUCUUCCAGAGCUGCUCACCAGCCGCCAGCGGACUGAACUCAGCCUGGGCCUCAGAGCACGGCUGAUCCUGGAGUUAUACCAGCGUGAAGCUCCUGCUGACUUUGAGAUCAUCCAGCCACACUUGGACAGGAUGCAAGUGCUCAUCAAUGCAUGGCUAGUGGAGGCUGGUGGUACUAAUGUAGAACUGCCACAAUCAAACUUUGUGGAUCUUGUAAAGAGCUUGCAGAAUGAUGCUGAAGAGAGAGAGCACUUCUUUCAGAAUGUUUUCCCUGUAGAGUUUGGUCCUGCAUAUGAUGAAACACUUCACACUUUGAUGUGCCUGUUUUUAUCCAGAUUUGAAAAGAUUCUUCAUCUUCAGUCAUUCCAGCAGGUUGCCUCCAUGUUUGGUGAAGCUUCUUCUGCUCUCAAGGACUGCAUGCAGUUGGUGUCUCAGUGUGAAGAGCUCAAAACUCUGCUGCAGUAUCAAAAACACCUUAACCAACUAGAUCAUAUAGAUAGUUCUCUGGAUGGUGAGUGGAUCAUUUCAGCUCUAAACCUUCCCUGUGUAGAGAAAACAGAAACGCUUAAAACACAAGCAAAGGGCAGCAUUUUGGAUGAAUUGUUAUUUUUAUCAGAUUCGGAAAAGGAAUCACUGACGUGUGAGACCAAUGAUGGUAAAAGUGAUUGGACUCCUGAGCACAAUGGAACACAGUUGCCUUUAGGAGAUUCAACAAAACAUGACGGAAAUGUAAAUCUUCAAAGUCAGACAGAUGGUUCUUGUUGUCUAAUCAAAGAGUGCCACGUUCGUCUAAGAAGACUUGAACUGCCACUGUCUUUCCAGUCUCGACCUGUGAGAUCAAACAGAGGCCUAAGAAUGAAAAAGAUUCUCCAAGAGGUGAAAGGACAACUCUGCGGAGAGGCCCUACCCGCUGACAAAUCUAUUUCCACGAAAGCAAAACAGUUCGAGAGGGUUUCUCAAAUGCUGUCAGACAAUGAGGAUUCAGGCAAAGACUCCUCAUACAUGGCUCCCAUCAGUACUUGCAGUGAAGAUGACUCCUGGUCUUACUACUCGGAUAAGGACUCUUGUCAUAACACUGUUAGUAGAAGUCCCAGUGUAACUGAUUCAUGGUCUCACUACUCAGACGACGAGUCUUCAGUUGUGAGUCCUGUUAACAGUUUCCCUGAAGAUGGUUCAGUUUGUUGCAGCUCAGACGAGGACCCUUCGUUCCUGGGUCCUAAACAUGUGUCAGAUUCUAGCAGAAAUCGGGGCACUGCUGGCAUAAAGCAUAGCUCUACCAAACACACUCGUUUAAUCCAGUGCUUUAUCUGCAAAGAGCAUGUCAACACAACUCUGAGAAUUCACAUGAAAACCCACUUUCCCACCAAUGACUACGCGUGCCCUCGAUGCGACAGCAGGUUUAAACUCAUAUCCUCUCUGAAGAAGCACUUGAAUAAGACUUGUUAUGAAUAUGCUCAGCAUCAUGUAGAUCCAGGGAAUCCAGAUGAAGUCAAGAAUCUUUACAAAUGUGACAUAUGCCAAGAGGCGUUCAAGUACAAAGUUGCUCUGCAAAAGCAUACGCUGACCCACAACGAGCUCUACUGCAACGUAUGCAGAAAGGUCCUUCGAGAUGCUGCGACGCUGGCAAGGCACAAAGUUUCACACACUCCGUUUCAGUGCAACCGCUGCGACAAGUCUUUCAGUCUUUUCAAGCCCUUACUCAAACAUUACGAAAACACCCAUAAACUCAGCAGACCAUUCAAAUGCAGCCAUUGCCCCAAAACUCUCCCCAGGCUGCGAUUUUUAAUCAUACAUGAAUGGCACCACACGGGCCACCUGCCGUUCCGGUGUUCUCAGUGCAGCCUGAGAUUCAAAUGUGAUUCUGAGCUCAUGUACCACGAGAGGGUCCACACCAGAGAGAAGCCCUAUCUGUGUGCAGAGUGCGGCAAGACGUUCGCCCAAAAGUCCAACAUGUUGCGCCACCUGCACUUCAUCCACAGCGAGUCUCGCAAUGAGAAGAAGCACUCUUGCUCUCAGUGCGAGAAGUCCUUUAAAGAGAAAGGAGCGCUGAAAAAGCACCAGAGGAGCAAACACUUACACGAGUUGUUCCGCAAUCCAUGUCCGACCUGCGGGAAGAUGCUUUCGGCAUCGACGAUGAAAAGGCAUAAAUUAAUCCACACUGGAGAAAGACCUUUCAAAUGCACCGUGCCUGAAUGCGAAAAGUACUACAGAUCAACCUCGGAGGUUAAGAAACACAUUCUCAUGCACCAUACCACAGAAAGACCGUAUAAAUGUGACAUCUGUGGAAAGGGGUUUGUAAAAAUGUGGUAUCUCAAUGUACAUGCUAGAAUACAUUCGGGAGAAAAACCAUUUGUUUGCCAUAUCUGCGGCAAGGCCUUCCUAAAGGCCUACAGCAUGUUCAGGCACAAAAGACUUCUACAUACAUUUGUUACACAUUAACUACGUGACACAGGAAUGCUUGAUUGGUUAAGGAAAGUAGCUUCUUGGUGUGAAUGCGCAUUGAAUCUGAAUUCUGUCUAAUGGGCAGCAAGGAGCAGAUGUUGCAAAAUCAUUCCCUAUUUACUAUUUAAAGUAUGUAUGUUUUCAUUUGAACCACUUGUCUACCACGAGUGAGUGAUGACAGAGGUCAUUUCCACAGGAAACCAACCAACUGGACAAAAAAGAGAGAGAGAGAGAGAGAGAGACCCUCCAAAUGGUUGUUCAGGGGUAAAGUUAGCAGUACGUUUUAGGUUAGAGUUAGGCACUUAGAUGGUUAAACCUCAGGUAAAAAGUGUGUGAAUACACUGAUGCCAGUGAAUUACCUCACAAAGAUACCUAAACAAAUGUCUGCUUUCAGCUACACAGAAAGAGGAUCACACAGAUUCAAAUAGUCUACAAUGAAACUGAAAAUGUAGUGGUUCCAGCAUGUAAAAUACUUACAGUCCCACAGUUAAAUGUACUCUGUGUGGGGCACAGGCUGCGACGACUGUUGUCUAAGUCAGCAGCUGACAGUACAAUGAAAAUAAAAACACUGUAAACACAAUAAAAAUGCAGGACACAUACUUGAGGUGAAAGAGUUCAGCUCGGUGUAUAAAAGAUCGUUGUGUCUUCUCCCAACUUCAAUUCAUAUGAAGAAUGACCAUAUUUGUUUCAUGUGUACUUUGUAUUUAGCAGUGUAAUUUUUUUUAACUAUUUAGUUUGUUUGAUUUUACAUCAUAUAUGUUUUGUUCUUUUUCAUGUUGUGUAUAAUGUGUUUUAGGCACGAAGAAGAAAAGUGAGCAGCAUCCAGCUUCUGUGGAAAAUGUCAGAAAUGUGUUUUGAUCAUUUUCAUCUGUUUUCUAUCAAGAAAUUAAAAUGGUGAAGCUUUCACUUAAAAUAGUGAUCUUUCUUUCAUUCAUCUAAUUUUGUGGGACUUUGCUCAUGUUUUUGUUUUUGUUUUUUUGUAUUUGAAAAUUGGUAAAU